UUGUGGGAUUUUUUAAAAAAAAGAUUGCAUUAAUACAUUAACGUAAAAGUUAUUUAAGCAAACAUGACGUGGGAACCGCAGGCAGAAGGAUUGCAACAAAUAAUCACGAUUCUGAAAGAAUCUCAGUCUCCAGAUACAGCCACACAAAUGGCAGUACAAAUGAAACUAGAGGAAUUGAAUCAAUAUCCAGAUUUUAAUAAUUAUCUAAUUUAUGUAUUAACCAAACUUAAAACUGAGGAUGAGCCUACACGCAGCUUAAGCGGCUUAAUAUUGAAAAAUAAUAUUCGGAUACAUGGCUGUAAUUUGCAACCAGAGAUUGUUGAAUAUAUUAAAUUUGAGUGCCUACAAGCGGUUGGUGAUCCCUCGCCUCUGAUUCGAGCAACAGUCGGUAUUUUAAUCACAACUAUUGCCAGCAAUGGUGGCUUGCAAAAUUGGCCACAAUUAUUGCCAUCCUUAUGUGACAUGCUUGACUCACAGGAUUAUAAUGUGUGCGAAGGAGCUUUUAGUGCGCUACAAAAGAUUUGUGAGGAUUCUGCGGAAAUACUUGACUCAGCCGUACUAAAUCGACCCUUAAAUAUUAUGAUUCCAAAAUUCUUACAAUAUUUCAGUCAUAGUAGUCCGAAAAUACGAUCUCAUGCUAUAGCUUGCAUAAAUCAAUUUAUUAUCAAUCGUUCUCAAGCUCUAAUGGUGCAUAUUGAUUCGUUUAUAGAAAGCUUAUUUAAUUUAUCGUCAGAUGAUGACCAUGAAGUGAGGAAGAAUGUAUGUCAUGGUUUGGUUAUGUUAUUGGAAGUGCGCAUGGAUCGAUUGCUGCCUCAUAUGCCACAAAUAAUUGAGUACAUGAUGAUACGUACACAAGACACGGAUGAAGGUGUUGCUCUGGAAGCGUCUGAAUUUUGGCUUACUCUAGCGGAACAAAGCAUAUGCAAAGAAGUGUUGGCUCCUUACUUAGCACAGUUGGCUCCAAUUCUUGUACGUGGUAUGCGUUAUUCUGAAAUAGAUAUAAUUUUGCUAAAAGGAAAUGUUGAGGAGGAUGAUAUGGUGCCAGAUCGAGAAGAAGAUAUACGUCCACGUUUUCAUAAGUCUCGCACACACACUGUUAAGUCCGGGGAGUCUGGACUUGAUGAUGAUGACGAUGAAUUUGACGAUGGCCUUGACGAUGAUAGUUCUUUGUCUGAGUGGAAUUUACGUAAAUGUAGUGCAGCUGCUUUAGAUGUCUUAGCAAAUGUUUUUAGAGAAGAAUGCUUACCCAUUGUAUUGCCCAUACUAAAAGAUACACUUUUCCAUCAAGAGUGGGUAAUUAAGGAAAGUGGGGUGCUUGCACUAGGUGCAAUUGCUGAAGGAUGCAUGCAAGGCAUGAUACCACAUUUACCUGAAUUAAUACCAUACUUAAUUACUUCACUUUCGGACAAAAAAGCUUUGGUGCGUUCUAUUACUUGCUGGACUUUAUCUCGUUAUGCGAACUGGGUUGUUAAUCAACCCCAUGACCAAUAUUUAAAGCCAUUAAUGGAAGAACUUCUGAAACGUAUACUUGAUUCAAAUAAAAGAGUGCAGGAAGCAGCAUGCUCCGCAUUUGCAACACUGGAGGAGGAAGCAUGUACUGAAUUAGUACCUUACUUGGAUUAUAUAUUGAAAACAUUAGUUUUUGCUUUCUCAAAAUAUCAACAUAAAAAUUUACUAAUUUUGUACGAUGCUGUUGGUACAUUGGCCGAUUCCGUUGGUCAUCAUUUGAAUAAGCAACAAUAUAUAGAUAUCUUGAUGCCACCAUUAAUUGACAAAUGGAACUUGUUAAAAGAUGAUGACAAGGAUUUGUUUCCACUGCUUGAAUGUUUAUCUAGUAUUGCUACAGCACUCCAAUCUGGAUUUCUACCAUAUUGUGAUCCUGUUUACAGACGCUGUAUCUCACUAAUAGAGCAAACUAUCAAUCAAGAUAUGGUUUGUAAAACAAAUCCCGGUUUUGAUCAUCCCGAUAAAGAGCGUAUGAUUGUAGCACUAGAUUUGUUGUCUGGA
This is a messenger RNA of Teleopsis dalmanni, 2007 nucleotides long. RefSeq names its product transportin-1-like. Gene Ontology annotation, molecular function: small GTPase binding; nuclear import signal receptor activity. NCBI's taxonomy places the organism in Eukaryota, Metazoa, Arthropoda, Insecta, Diptera, Diopsidae. Gene Ontology annotation, biological process: protein import into nucleus. The annotation marks the transcript as partial. Gene Ontology annotation, cellular component: cytoplasm; nucleus. The transcript is spliced from 5 exons. The record is from RefSeq and is a predicted model, not a curated record.